AUGUUCGGGGUACUGUAUUUAACAAUUCUUUUAUGCGCAAUAUGUUUCGCUAUGCCGACGUUUGAUUUAUACUCGAUGAGUGACAAUAAUGAAAUGGAAAACAUCCGAAUGAAACGUUCUGGAUUUCUUGGUGGCUACAAUCCAUAUUCAUAUAGUGAACCAUACGUGUACAAAAUUAAAACUCCAAAUUACAAGAUUAAAAUUAAAAGUGGCAACCCAAGCAAUAUCGGUCAACCGCCACACGGGAUCCCCAAUACUAUCCAUCCUCCGUAUGGUGCCGGUGCAUUCCAUCCAUUACCUAACUUACCUUAUGGCUAUCAUCACAGUCCUUAUGGAUAUGGAUAUGGAUGGCAUGGAUAG
Acanthocheilonema viteae is the source of this 360-nucleotide messenger RNA. The record is from the annotation of a GenBank genome assembly. NCBI's taxonomy places the organism in Eukaryota, Metazoa, Nematoda, Chromadorea, Rhabditida, Onchocercidae.